Molecule: messenger RNA, 943 nt
Organism: Pecten maximus
Lineage: Eukaryota; Metazoa; Mollusca; Bivalvia; Pectinida; Pectinidae
Exons: 1
Coding region: 1-705 (234 amino acids)
Source: RefSeq, a predicted model, not a curated record
AUGGAUAAGAAAGUUCAACGUAUCACUGACAGCAUGGAACAGAAAUUCCACAAAUUGAAAGAGGACAUUAAAAGAGAAAACCGAGAACUCAUUGAUACAUUUGAGGGUCGGAUCUAUGAUUUGGAGAAAGAGAAUGAAAAUCUUAGAGAACAUGUAGGAAAUCUAGAAAAUGCCUGUUUGGAACUACAAGACUCUCAGAAACGUAUGUGUGAAAGGUUCAAUGACUUAGAACAGCAUGGAAGGAAAAAUUCCAUCAGGAUUUUCGGCUUAAAGGAUACUUCAGAAAAAGAGACUGUAGAAGAGUGUAAGGAGAAAGUGGUGAAACUUGUGAACACAAAACUGAAUGUUGGACUUCGUGGUGAAGAUAUCGAUGUCACACAUAGACUAGGAAAAUUCGUCAAUGGAAAAAACAGAAAUGUGAUCGUUAAAUUCACCCAUAGGACAAAAAAGCACGAGAUAAUGAAAGAAAAGAGAAUGUUGAAAGGAUCAGGCAUUACCAUUUUCGAGGAUUUAACUAAGUUUAACCAAGACCGACUGAAAGAAGCGUAUAGACUUAACAGUGUGAAAAACUCCUACAGCAUUGACGGCAAACUCUUCGUGAUUUUAAAGGACGGUAGAAAGCGCAGACUUUCCUACGAUAUGCCAUUGAAUGAUGAAUUCCUCAUGAAGGACGAACACUUUAGAAGAACCAAAUAUGACGCGUAAUCCAUAUGAGAAAUCGGUACAGGACUUUACCGGGGACUAAUGUCUUUGGUUACCGAUUUACUGCAAUGUGAACGUUUUUCCUUGUCUCUCAAUACUGUUUUCGUUUUAUACACAUAUUAUCGUUUGUGUGUUAAAUGUGCUUAUUUAUCAGUUUAUUAGGAGUGUUUGUGUCUGUGUUAUGUGUGGAAUAUAAGGAUUCUAUGUCAAGGUGAGUGACUCUUUGCUACUAAAUGAAGAG